Messenger RNA from Nicotiana tabacum (common tobacco), 1874 nucleotides. The record is from RefSeq and is a predicted model, not a curated record. Lineage: Eukaryota; Viridiplantae; Streptophyta; Magnoliopsida; Solanales; Solanaceae.
AUGCGUAAAGCUCCUGCCAAAGGAUCAAGAAAGGGAUGUAUGAAAGGGAGCCAAACAAGGGCAGCAGAAUUUGGUUGGGUACAUUUUCUACUGCUCUUGACGCUGCUCUUGCUUAUGAUGAAGCUGCAAUAUCGAUGUAUGGCUCGGGGGCUCAUCUUAAUUUUCCGAAUUAUAUCUCUCCAAACAUGUCUUUGUCAGCGCCAUCUAAAUCUGGACUGUGUUUCUACUAUAACAUCAACCCACAGUGAGAUGACAAUCGAUGUGCAUUAUGGUGAGAAAGGAUCUUCUAGCAUCUCUGGUUACUGCAUUGAGAGCAAGAAUGUUGCUACUCAUGGAGAGGAAGCAAGUAAUGGAGGCUCUGUCCUUGAAAAUGUAUUAGAGACCCCUGUAGGACAGAAAAGGUGUGAUAAUGAACUCAAUGCUGGCAUUGCGAUGUACAUUACUGAUAAGACCGUGAAUAAGCUUCCUGCAACAAAAGGUAGUAUACAGGAGCCAGCAAUAGGCAGUAAACACGAGCUGAGUGCACUUAAAAAUGGACAUGAAGGUGCUCUUCCCAAUGAUGAAGAGGCAAAAAAAGUAUGUAGCAUAUUACAAGACUCCUCCAAAUCUUCUUAUUUGAGGCCAACUGCGUCAAGAUCUUACUCUGGCAUGAUAUCUAGAAAUGGUGAAGCCCGUGGAAAUCAGAAUGCAAAGAUGAAUGUAUGUUUGCAGUGUGGUGACAGAGGAUUCUAUGAUGCCCUGGUUUAUUGCGUUCAAUGUUUACACGCUGCAGUGCAUUACUACUGCCUGGAUGAGUUGCCAAGAAGUUUAAACGAAUUCAUUCAUUGGGUUUGUGAGGAUUGUAAGUCACAGGAAUGUCACGAAUACGCUGGUAUCAGAUCAAAUUUGUUCUCCUCUAGCGGCGUUGAAACAAAUGUGGGACCAAAAUUGAAGAGAAAGGAAAACCCUACUCUAGGAGAUGAGUGUAUCCAUGAAGCAAUGGAAGAUAUUCUUGAAAUAAAGCCAGCUAAGGAGUUGAUACCCCCGACCGGCUUGUCUGAUGUCGUGGAUGACGGCUCUCCGCUUGAUGUAAACAAAGAUAUGAAGAAUGGAAUUAAGAACAUUUCCCAAAGCAACCAUGGUGGAAAAUUAAAUCUUGGGAGGAAAUAAGUACCAAGGAAACUGCAGUAACAUUUUUUCUGGAGAUGUUCAUCAAUCAACCACGGAUUAUCUGCAAUAUGCUUUAUUGCCGGAAUCUCAUCAAUGUGCCGAGCCAGUAAUUAAUCCUACAUGGAGUGGAAGUUUUAACAUACUAAAUGGCGAUCAUGGUACAUUGGAUGGAUUUGUAGCUCGCAUAUCAAGUAAAGCAUGCAAAAAGGUGUAUGACGAGGCAUGUCUCUUUCCGUCAACACUUCAGCUAGAAAUUGUCCCAAAAUCCAAUGUUUGGCCUAAGGAUUUUCUGAGAUCAGAACCAAGCGAUGAUAUUAUUGCCCUAUAUUUUUUCCCAAAAGAUGCAAGAGUCGUGGCGACAUUUGAUGACCUGGUUGAUGAGAUGAUUCAUCAAGGACUUGCCAUGAGAACCGUUGUGAAAAAUGCUGAGCUCUUGGUUUUCACUUCUAUGGACCUGCCACGGCGUCACUGGCGGUUUCAAGGAAAGCAUUAUCUGUGGGGAGUGUUCAGAGAAGAGUAGCAUGUUUUGUAUUAUUUGUUUCUCUUUUUUCUUUUUUCUUUUUUCUUUUCUUGUAGUUCAAGUUUUGUUGCAUAAGUUCUUGGCUUCCCCUGUAUACCUUGAAUAUCCUUGUUCCUGUAUUGACUGAUUAAUUAGUUGGGGAUGAUAGUAUCAGUUGUAAAUUCCCAUUUUAAAGUUGAGCUCACUAUUGACCGAGUCUUCCCUU